AUGAACAGUUAUCUUCAAAAUCUUUCGUUAAUGCAGGAGCUAGUAGACAAAUUGCCAGCCAACGUUCGCUUGGAUUGGGCACUGUACCAGCGUCAAAUUUUAUCACCGGAUCUAAGCACAUUUGGCGAAUUCAUGUCAUCUCUGGUGGCAGCGGUAAGCAGCGUGGUGACGCCUACUGGAAUGAGCGGUCAAAAGGAAUCGAAAGGACAUAAAGAGAAGGUGUAUGUUAACGUACAUGCGUUUGAUAGUGCGGAGUCAAAUACGCCAUCAACGUCCUCCGUCAACGAUUCAAGGCAACGUAUAGAAUGCGUAGUAUGCAACAAAGCGGAACACAAACCGAAAGAUUGUUUCGAAUUCCGAAAGUUGGACGUUAAUGCUCGCUGGAAAAUAGUUCAGGGAAAACACAUGUGUCGACGUUGCCUUAUUCCACACGGUAGACGCCCCUGCAAAUCCAAUGUUUGUGGAAUUGACGGCUGCGAAUAUCGACAUCAUAAGCUUCUUCAUAGCACGAAACUGAACGUAAAAUCAAAAUCAGUUGUGCCAGCCAAAACCUCUGGCACAGUUUCGAUUCAUAAAGAACAUGGAAAUUCAACUUUAUUUCGAUUAUUACCCGUAACUAUUCACGGAGAGAAAACAUCGAUAGAUACGUUCGCGUUCCUAGACGACGGAUCUGAGUUAACGUUAAUAGACGAUGAGUUGGUUCGUCAGCUUGAACUUUCUGGUCCUAUUGUCCCACUAUGUAUGCAAUGGACUGGUAAUGUGACGCGAUCAGAAAUGAAUUCGAAGCUCAUACAGCUUAAAAUCAGCGCGCGUGGGAGUAGUAAACUGUUUCCUUUAAAGGAUGUCCAUACAGUAGCAGAUUUAGAUCUACCAUCGCAAACGCUCGAAUUUGACAAAAUGCAAAAUGCAUACCCACAUUUGAAAGGGAUUCCGAUGCAAAACUACUGCAAUGCUAAACCUCGUUUGUUGAUAGGCUUGAACAAUGCAUCAUUGAACACAAGUCUGAAGGUAAGGGAAGGACGAAUUGAUGAUCCGGUAGCAGCGAAAACUAGGCUGGGCUGGUCAGUGUAUGGAAAUAAUAACAACCGUACGAUAAGCCGAGCACAACAUGUUCACGUCUGCAAACAAUAUUCCAGCGAAAGCCUGCAUCAAUUAGUGCAGAAUUUCUUUUCCUUAGAUGGAUGUGGAACAACAUCCAUAACAAUAAUCGAGUCCGACGAUGAUCAACGUGCCCGAAAGAUCCUCGUGCAAACAACAAAGCGUACAUCAACUGGUCGUUUUGAAACCGGAUUACUAUGGCGAUAUGAUGUGGUAGAAUUUCCGGAUAGCAGACCAAUGGCCGAGCGUCGACUAUAUUGUUUGGAGCGUCGACUAGCAGCUGACGUUGAUCUGUAUAACAUCGUUCGCAGUCAAAUCGCAGACUAUCAACGAAAGGGCUACGCCCAUAAGCUGACAGAGGACGAAUCAAAGAGAGUUGAUCCUCGCCUCGUAUUCUCGUAUCCUCGUAUCUGGUAUCUCCCACUUGGUGUUGUUGUAAACUCUAAAAAACCAGGUAAAGUUCGCAUAGUUUGGGAUGCAGCUGCUAAAGUUGCUAAUGUGUCCUUCAAUAGCAUGAUGCUGACAGGUCCAGACCUUCUCUCCUCUCUGCUAGGAGUGCUAUUUCGUUUUCGUCAACGUAGAAUAGCGGUAGCAGCGGAUAUAAAAGAAAUGUUUCACCAAAUCCAAAUUCAACAAGACGAUCGCUCUUCGCAACGGUUCCUAUGGAGAAAUUGUCCUACACUUCCAGUGGACAUUUUCGUCAUGGACGUGGCCAUAUUCGGUUCCAAAUGCUCACCUUGUAGUUCGCAAUACGUGAAAAAUAUAAAUGCCAAAGAAUAUGAACACAAAUAUCCGAGGGCAUCAGCUGCCAUCCAACAAAACCACUAUGUGGAUGACUACCUUGACAGUUUUGACACGGUAGUAGAGGCACUGCAGGUAUCGAAAGAGGUGAAGACAGUUCAUGCAAUGGCAGGGUUUGAGAUGCGCACUUGGCUGUCGAACUCCGAAGAAAUAACACGAAACAUCGGCGAUGCAACACACGAAGAUUCUAAAGAGUUUUUCAUCGAGAAAGAAAAUGAAUGCCAACGAGUGUUAGGGAUGGUAUGGUGGCCAGAAGAAGAUGUAUUCCGAUUCACCGUUAUACUUCGGGACGACCUUGAGAGACUCGCAGAAUCAGGAACGGUUCCAACGAAAAGAGAGCUUCUUCGAUUCGUUAUGAGUUUUUUCGACCCGUUAGGGUUGAUAGCCAUGUUUAUAAUACAUGGUAAAACUAUGCUUCAGGAUGUUUGGAAAUCUGGUAUCGAUUGGGACGAUAAAAUCACGCCCAAUAUCUACAAUCGCUGGUGCCGAUGGAUGACGUUGUUAGAGAAUUUAGCAACGAUUACAAUACCACGCUGCUAUUUCCCAGAGUAUGAUCCAUGUAGCUAUGACAGGUUAGAGUUGCACGUAUUUGCCGACGCGAGUGAAGCAGCUUACGCCUGCGUAGCCUACUUCAGAAUCACCGAUCGGGGACGAAUUCGAUGUAUGUUAGUAUCUUCUAAAAGUAAGGUGGCUCCUGUGAAAAGUCGCUUGCAGCGUUUAGAGCUGCAAGCAGCCGUUAUCGCUACACGAUUGGCCAAAACAAUAGCUUCAAACCUGACCAUAACAAAAAGGUACUUUUGGACCGAUUCCAGUACCGUGCUUUCAUGGAUCAGUUCCGAUCAUCGUCGUUACAGCCAGUAUGUUGCGUUCAGGAUAGGAGAAAUUCUCAGUGAGUCCAGCAUAGAGGAAUGGCGGUGGGUUCCAACCUCAAAGAAUGUUGCGGAUGAGGCCACAAAGUGGACUAAUGCUAAUUACAAUUCAUCUUCCCGUUGGUUCAAUGGCCCAGAGUUUUUGUAUGACGAUGAGAGUCUGUGGCCAACCCAGAAAAGAAAUAUAGAAACUUCGGAAGAGUUACGGACGGUUCAUUGUCCUCACGUCGAGGUGAUUUCUGCUCUUUUUGAUUUCUCUCGCUUUUCCAAAUACGAAAAACUAAGACGCACUGCAGCAUUCGUGCAUUAUUUUAUCAGAUGUUGCAGAAACAAGAGUAUAACUUCGAAUCAAGAAAAUAAAAGCAUUUCUAGGGAAGACUUACAAAGAGCCGAAGUCACUAUAUUCAGAGCAGUUCAAACAGAGUGCUAUUCAUCCGAGCUAGUAAAGUUGAUGAAGAACAUAGAGUUACCGUGGCACAAAAGGUUGUCGUUGGAAAAAAGCAGCGUCCUAUACAAACUCACUCCAUUUCUUGACGAACAUGGGGUCAUACGUUUUGAAAGUCGAAUCGACAAUGCAAUUUACAUAUCAUACAAUGCGAGAAAUCCGAUUAUUCUACCGAAAUCACACAUCGUAACGUGGUUGUUAGUGGAUUCUUACCACCGAAAACUUGGUCAUAGCAACAACGAAACAGUGGUGAAUGAAUUCCGACAAACAUUCUACGUAUCCAAUUUGAGAGCAUUAGUACGCAAAGUCUCGAGAGAAUGUGUUUGGUGCCGUGUGUACAAGAGUUCGCCGAAGAUUCCGAGGAUGGCUCCUUUACCUGUAGCCCGUUCAACUCCAUACGUAGGGUAA
Messenger RNA from Toxorhynchites rutilus septentrionalis, 3621 nucleotides. RefSeq lists its product as uncharacterized. The transcript has a single exon. NCBI's taxonomy places the organism in Eukaryota, Metazoa, Arthropoda, Insecta, Diptera, Culicidae. The record is from RefSeq and is a predicted model, not a curated record. Bases 1 to 3621 code for a protein of 1206 amino acids.